Molecule: messenger RNA, 7408 nt
Organism: Crotalus tigris (Tiger rattlesnake)
Lineage: Eukaryota; Metazoa; Chordata; Lepidosauria; Squamata; Viperidae
Gene: ARHGAP21
Product: Rho GTPase activating protein 21
Exons: 26
Coding region: 791-6688 (1965 amino acids)
Biological process (GO): signal transduction; Golgi localization
Molecular function (GO): protein binding
Source: RefSeq, a predicted model, not a curated record
CCCCACGCCAACCUGGCCCGGACCUUGCGCUCCUCCGUCGCCUGAGAAGGAAAUGUCGGUCACGGGGAAGGGGCGGGAAUCUUGAUUUAUUUCCCUGUCCUUGGACAACUUGUAUAUAUGGGUGUCCUCCUCCCCCCUUUUCUCAAUGCUUCAGACACGGGUGUAUGCGUGCGCGCCCGAAGGAGGCAGCGGCAAGCGCCUCUGCUCUCCUCCGCCCUCUCCUCGCUGCGCUACGGCUUUGCAAAGGAGGAGGAAAAGGAAGAUGACGAGCCAAUGCAAUUAGCCUAACAAGGGACAGGCGGCAGCAGGAGCAGGCGGCGGCGGCUUUUGCCCUGGCCACUGACACAUCCCUUUUUUUUUCUCGCCGGGACGACCGAGUCCGGUGGAGAAAGUCCAGCAGGAUCUUUCCAUCCGCUCUUCUUUUCCUCACCGGGCUUUUUGAACAAGUGGAGGGGGAGAGAGAGAAUCCUUUUCUUCCUGGACCCUAUUGUGAAAGCGAGGCUUGCUUAGAAUUUGUGUGCUGGACAGCGCUCUUUUAAAAACAUUUUUGCUCUUUCCCAAAAAGGCAAAGACGGGUCUUUUUCUAGCCCGAGCGCUAUCUUUUCCAGGUGGGAGUGGCUGCCCCCCGUCUUCCUUGGUGCAUGUGGACAGCCGUGUUUUUCUUUUGCUUUUGCCUCCCGCCCCAUUUCCUCCCUCGGGAGCCUAUUUUUUGCCGCGCGACAAAUCCACCCCCCCCCAUAUUAACUCCAGCAGAUUUUUUUUUCUUCCAUUGUAACUGGAGUCUGAAAUAAUGGCGAGCCGUUGGACAGUGCGGCCACUCCGAGGAAAAAGAGACUCCUCGGCAGCCAAAGUCCCCGAGAAAUGCAGCCAGGUAUCCAAACAUGAAGAUGAAAAAGGGCAGUGUGAAACAGUGUCAUUGUCAGAAGAUGAAGAAACUUUAUCUUGGCCUGGACUCAAAUUGAUAGUUUUACGACGAUCACCAAUAGGUUUUGGUUUUACCUUAAGACACUUUAUUGUUUACCCCCCAGAAUCUGCUAUUCAGAUUUCUUUAAAAGAUGAAGAGAAUGGAAAUAGAUGUGGGAAAUCAAGAAAGAAGCCUGAGCCAGUGGAUACCAUAUUUGUUAAACAAGUUAGAGAAGGAGGACCUGCUUUUGAAGCUGGACUAUCCACAGGUGACAGAAUUAUAAAAGUGAACAGAGAAAGUGUCAUAGGAAAGACAUUUUCUCAAGUAAUAUCUUUAAUUCAGAACAGUGAUGAUGAUUUGGAACUUAGUGUUAUGCCAAAAGAUGAGGACAUUCUUCAACUUGUCUUUGUAUUUUGUGAUUUUCUCCAGUUCUUUCUCUUCCGUUUUGCUGUCUCCAGGCAGCUUUUACUAUCUUUUCCUGUUUUGUGCCAGCUGCAGUUUUCAAAGGAUAUCAGAGCACUGGCAUAUUCCCAGGAUGCCUACCAGAAAGGCAACGAAGCCUACACUGGUGAUGCUCUUUACAUACCUGAGCCUCCACCAAUAAGUUAUCCUCGAUUAACAUAUCCAGCUCCUGUCCUGGCAUUACCUAUGGAGAAAGCACCUCCUGAUUUAACACUGGGAAAGCAAUCAAAUAGUAGAGCUGUACAGAUAUCAGCACAACUUGAAAAGGCCUGCAGAAAGGAAAUACAAGUGCCUCCAUCUCCAAAAGAUAUUGCAAAAUCUAACACAGCUGUCUGUGUUUGUAAUGAGACCAUAAGAACUGUUGUUGUGCCUUCUGAGAAUGAUGUAGACUUUUCAUCACUUAGAACAAAUCAUACUAGUCCAUCACAGCAGACAGGGGAUAUAAAAUACAAUAUCAAGGAACAAAGUUCUGUGAAAGCAAAAGUACAAACCACUUCACCUUCCUCUUCAAUGUCCACUGCCGUUGUACUUCCUCAGACUCCACUUACAAGACCAACAGAUUCCCCAGAAAUAGCUAAUGAUUCUGGAAACUAUGAAGGACAUCCAGAAGGAGCUUCAGGUUGUAGUUCUGCUCAGAGUCAAGAUUCUCCUUCUGUUAAUCAUACCAGUUCUCCAAGCGCCCAUCGUAACAUAGACUGGAAAACUUACAAAACCUAUAAAGAAUAUAUUGAAAACAAACGCUUUCCCAAAUAUGGUUUCAGAACCAUACAAGAAAGGUUAGAUAGUUUAAGAGCAGCAUCUCCACAUUCAAUAGAUUACUACAUUGGCUCACAGGUACGCUGCAGAAGCACCUCUCAUGAUAGGACCUCACAGUCUGUAUCUAUUCGUCGAAGGAGUACAUCCCAGGAAAGAGUUAAGGAUACUGUAUUAAUCAAAAAGUGGCCAAGGAGUGCUUCACAAGAUACUUUAACUUCACCAGUUAUCAGCCCUCGAAGUCGUAGGGCACGCUCCUUCAACUAUUUAGGUAAACAGGGUGAAGGAGUGGAAAGUGUUCACAGUGAGAAAAUUGUUGCAGAUUCAAGCAAGGCCAAAAAAAUUACAUAUGAAUGUACUGGACUUACUGAUCAAAAUGAUCCUCAAGGCACUUAUGAAACUUCAUGGCGACAUGCGUUUCAGGUGUCCCUUCGUGAUUCAAAUUUUUCUGUGGCUCCUGGUGUCUGUCCUUCAGGUGGCAGACAAAUAAAAAGCCAAGUCUUGGGACCCUUUGCUCAGUUCCACAAAAUUUCAACAGAUGUAAAAGUGAUGCAGCCUUCCAAGGAUAUGCCAAGCACUGGAGGUUCAAAGUCUACAACCACUUUUCAGGAGAGAUCACCUCGCUCAAUAACUAGAAGCACAAGAAAUAGUUCUUUGAAGACCUGUGUAGGUUAUGCAGCAAAGCCAUCAUUUCCUUCUAAUCAGAGUCUGGAUAAUGCUAUUACCACAGGCCAAAGAGAAAUUAAUUAUGUGCACUAUCAUGGUUUGCCAAUUCAACAAUCCAGGAUACAUGCAGAAAGUCCAUCAGAUCACAAACUAAACAUGGGCAAGUCUAAUCUUUCCCCCAAUUCCUAUAUAGCUUCUGCCAAAUUUGUCCCACAAAUGAAUGAGCACUUAACUACCUCGGUUAAUUUAGAUGUCUCUGUCAGACAAAAGAUUCAAAAUUUUGAAAUCGAAGCUAUAAAACAGCCUGAAGUUCAAGCAACAGAUUUGGCAAAUGAAGAAGAAGUUAUCUUGCGGGAAAAGUCGUCUUCUGGCCAUCAAACCCCACAGCUUUUGCGACAUCAGUCUUAUAUUUUAGCUGUAAAUGGUCAAGAACCUGCCUCUGAGACCACUUGUUGGUUACCCAAUGAUGCACGCCGAGAAGUUCAUAUAAGAAAAAUAGAAGAAAGGAAAGCCUCUUGUUCCUGUCCAUCUGAUGAUUCCUUGGCGUCAAUUCCGUUCAUAGAUGAGCUGACCAGUCCUACUAUUGACCUGGACAUCACCCACAUUCCAGCUUCUGCUGUUAUUUCACCACCUCCUUCACGAGCAACGGCCACCACCAGUGCUGUUCCUUUGAGUUGUACUGCUCUUGUUCCUUUUAUUCGACGUCAACUGUCUUAUGGCCAUGAAUCAAUUAGGACUAGUGUUCUAGAUGAUCAAUUCCCUGCAAAAAAUGAAAGGUCCAAAUCUUAUGAUGAAGGACUUGAUGACUAUAAAGAAGGAAAAAGGGCCAUAAAGCAUGCACCGAGCUUAAAGGAAAUUAAGAUUCCAAAAAGCCAAGCAUCUUCAGAAAAUGCAGGAUUCAGAAAAGUAUCUGCUUCAGAUGUCUUUGGCAACACCUCCAAAGAAGGAUAUCUUCAUUUUCGGCAGCUAGUUACAGACAAGGGGAAGAGAGUUGGUGGGAGCAUCCGGCCAUGGAAACAGAUGUAUGUCAUUCUCAGAGGAUGUUCAUUAUACUUAUACAAGGAUAAAAAAGAACCACCUAUGCUUUCUGAGGAGGAACAGCCCAUCAACAUCAAUGCUUGUUUAACAGACAUUUCAUAUAGCGAUACCAAGAAGAAACAUGUGUUUCGGCUUACUACAUCAGACUGCGAAUACCUGUUUCAAGCUGAAAAUAGAGAUGACAUGCUGGCAUGGAUUAAGGCUAUACGAGAAAAUAGCAGCUUAAAUGAUGAGGACACAGGUGUCACAAGCAGGGAUCUAAUUAGCCGGAAGAUUAAAGAAUACAGCACAAUUAUGGGUGCUUCUAGUGGCAAAACUGAGCCACUUUCAAAACCAUCCCGACCGAGCCUAAUUAAAAGACAGACAUUCCUUGGCACUAAAACUGAGCAAAGAACUCAGAGUCCACAUUCUCCUAAGGAGGAAUCAGAAAAGAAAUUCCUUACUAAAGAAAAAGAUGAGACAAGCCCACCCAAAGAUAAAGGUAUAUGGCGAAAAAACAUUCCAAGCAUCAUGAAAAAAACAUUUGAGAGGAAGUCAUCUGCUGCUUGCACAUUUGGUGUCAAACUAGUUGAUUGUCCCCCAGCAGAGAGCAAUAAGUGUAUUCCAAGAAUUGUUGAAAUAUGCUGCAAUUUAGUUGAAGAGAGAGGUCUUCAAUAUACUGGUAUUUAUAGGGUUCCAGGAAAUAAUGUUGCCAUCUCAAAUAUGCAAGAAGAACUAAACAAAGGAAUGACCGACAUUGAUCUUCAAGAUGAUAAAUGGCGAGACCUGAAUGUCAUAAGUAGUUUAUUGAAGUCCUUUCUCCGAAAGCUUCCAGAACCACUCUUUACUAAUGAGAGAUAUGCAACUUUCAUAGAUGCCAACAGAAAAGAAGAUCCUGUCGAGCGACUAAAAACAUUGAAAAGCCUGAUCCAUGAUUUACCUGAACACCAUUAUGAAACACUUAAAUUUCUCUGUGCACAUCUGAAAAUUGUAGCAGAACAUUCAGAAGAAAACAAGAUGGAACCAAGAAACCUGGCAAUAGUAUUUGGUCCAACACUUGUGAGGACAUCUGAAGAUAACAUGACUAAUAUGGUUACUCAUAUGCCAGAUCAAUACAGAAUUGUAGAAACACUUAUCCAAAAACAUGACUGGUUUUUCGCAGAAGAAGAUGCUGAACAACCCUUUACAGCAGUUCAGGAAGCAAACACAGUAGAGUCUCAGCCAGUGCCAAGCAUAGAUCAUUUACUCAGCAACAUUGGAAGAAUUGGAGUAUAUCCUGGAGAUGUAUCAGAUUCAGCUACUGGUGACUUUGCAAAAUCUAAGGGUUCUUGGGGAUCUGGAAAUAAUCAAUAUAGCAGAGAGCUGCUUAAAUCCUCUAUAUUUGCCACAGCCAGUCGCAAGCGGAAAAAAGCAAAAGAUAAACUGCAACCCAGCAGCUCUGAAGAUGAGUGGGAUAAUGUUUUUUUUAUGAAGGAGCCUGCAGAGCACCAUUGCAAUGAUUCAGCAAAAGAGGACACAUCUAAAACAGAGCUGGAGAAGGAGACUACAGGGGACAUGCAGAGAACAGGAUUUCCGAAAGAAAAGGAAGACUGUGUUAACAGUCUUUCUGCAACAAGCGAGGGUGAAAUGUUGCUGAGGAAAGAGAAUGUGUCCUCUGAAGAACCUUCAACAUCUUAUAUUCGGAAAUAUAAAAGAUCCCCAAAUCUCAUCUCUUGGCAAAAUACACAAAAAGAUUACCAUAAACUGUCCAAUUUCCAGAUUGCUUCUGUGUUGGAAGAAACUAUUUUGGACUCAGGCACUACCCUCAGCUGCACUUCACAAGCUUCUCUGCAAAAAAUCUCCUGUAAAAGAUUAGGAGGCCCUGUAAAUAAACACAGUGAAUUUUUAACAGCUGAUGUUGGCUCCAUCACUUCAGGUUACUCCACAACAUCCUCCACGGCAUAUCUAACUGGUGUAGAUUCCACAGGGCUAUGUCCUGAAGUGCUUUACUCGGUGACAGAGAGUAAAGGAGAAGAGGCUGAUGAUGAAAGUAGUGAACUGAUCAGUGAAGGUCGACCCGUGGAAACAGACAGCGAAAAUGAUUUUCCUGAUUUUGCAGCAAGUUCUUCUGUGGAUAGGCUGUUCAGGGAGAAGACUCAAGACAUGGCAAAGAACAUUAGGAGGAACUCUGAAGAAAGUGAAGUAAGUUGUUCAGGAGGAACUUCAACACCAAAGUUAGAUAGUCGCAGACUUUUCAAUUCAUACAAACUUAUUGAAUGUGAUACUCUAUCUCGGAAAAAGUCAGCCCGGUACAAAACAGAGAAUGAAGGCUCAAGGGAUGCAAAACAUGAGGAGGACAUAAAGAAAGGAAAGACAGACAGCAGCUUAACCACAUCAUCAAGAAGUGAACCUGUCAAACAGGAACCUACAUGGAGACUUAAGAUUCCAGACAGAUUAAAACUACGUCUCAAAUCAUCUGCUGAUGAUAUGCUUGGAACUGGCAAUCAGAAGCCGAACUCUGCAGAGAGCUCCAAAAGAAAAAACAUCAGGCGAAGGCACACAUUAGGAGGACAGAGAGAUUUUAUGGAAUUGAGUGUUCUGAAUGCAUGGAAAACUCAAGAGAAAUGCCCAAGCAUGGAGAAAGACACUUCAGCAGUAAACCGGUUGAAGGCAAAAUCCCCAUCCCAGUACCCAGAGUGGGUUGCACAAGAGGGUCUGCGGAGUAACACAGUGAACCUCAAAAUAAAUAAAACUGAAAGAAUGAAUGUAAGCCAAUUAGAUGAUUCCUCAAAAGCAGAAUCCUCAUUUUCUGCAGUGUUAUCAUCAGGAGGCGAUAGUACCAGUUCUUCUGGUAGUUCUUCAUCUGAGGCCUGGUACAUAAAACCUAUGGAGUACUCAGUACUCUAGACUAUUUCAGUGGCGAAAGCUACCAAAAUAUGAACAAAGUCCAUCAUCCUGGUUGUUGAUGCUCACCCUCAUAAGUUAUCUGGGACCCUGGAGAUUAUGUUUCAAUUCUGCUAGUCUCUUUGACACAGUUAAAUAGCCACAAUUCAGUAGCGUAUUUUCUUUCCUCUUUUCCUCAGUUGUUCUGUAAGCUUUUCCCCACCCUCCACAGUGUUAGUAUGCACUAUGCAUAAUGCAGCUAAAAUAUUAUUAGUUGGAAGAAAAAAUAAUUCUUUUUAUUUUAGUCAUUAACAAGUGCCUCAUCAAAAAAAAUUUUAAAGGUUCAUUUGUUAAGGUGCCAUAAUAGUUGUUAUAUUUAGACAUUUAUGUUAAAUGUAAAGAACAAAUUGAUGCAUUUUAUUGUAGAGACUGAAAGGGAGAAUGUAAGCCAAUUAGAUGAUUCCUCAAAAACAGAGUCCUCAUUUCCUGCAGAGUUAUUAUCAUCUGGAGCUAAUAAUACCAGUUCUUCUGAUAGUUCUUCUGAACUCUGGUUCAUAAUAUCCAUAGAGUACUCAGAUUUCUAAAUCACUUCAGUGGGGAAAGCUACCAAUAUAUGAACAAAGGCAACAUCAGCCUGGCUGUGGAUGUUCACCCUCAUAAGUUAUCUGGGCCAGGAGGAUAUAUCUUGAUUCUACCAGUAUCUUUGAGACAAUUAAAUGGUCACCACCACAAUUCAGUAGCUCU